CUCCCUACAGUUACUGCACCAUCCUUCGUUCCUUCUGCUUUUCCCUAAUUUCUUGCUCUUCAAAGUAACUAGACAAAAAUGGGGAGAGUGAGAAGCAAUGCAGCCUCUUUGUUCCUAUGGACUUUGGUUGCUGGGUUGCUCUCCCAGAACUUGAUCAUCCCUGUCAUGUCCUCCGCUGUUCAAGACCAGAAGACCUACUACUCUCCACCAGACCCCCACUCCGGCAGCACCCCUGGAGGUUCACACGGAACUCCUUCCCGCCCACCAUCACACGGUGGCGGCUCUCACAGGUCUCAUGGAGGUGGCGGAAGCCACAACCCUACACCAUCACCACCUUCCAACUGUGGCACCCCACCAGCACACCACAACCCUACUCCAUCCACUCCAAGCGGUGGUGGUUACUACCACUCUCCGCCACCAACUUAUGGCGGCAGCCCCCCAACCACACCAAUAAUCGGUACCCCUCCCACCCCAGUCAUUGUGAGCCCCCCAAUCCCAGUCAUUGGAACCCCACCAACCGACCCGAACACCCCAACUAUUCCCACUCCACCUUUUCUUCCUGACCCCAACUCCCUUCCACCCUUCACAUGCAACUACUGGAGGAGCCACCCAACACUGAUAUGGGGUCUGUUGGGCUGGUGGGGAAACUUGGGCCACUCUUUUGGUGUGUCUAGUCUUCCAGGGAUCGGAUCCGGCACCAUGAGCCUCCCACAGGCCCUUUCAAACACCCGCACCGACGGGCUAGGAGAGCUCUACAGACAAGGAACUGCUGCCUUGCUGAAUGCCAUGGUGGAUAACAGGUUCCACUUCACCACCAACCAAGUCAGGGACAGCUUCGUCAGAGCACUGGGAUCGAACAAGGCUGCAGCGACUCAAGCCCGCGUUUUCAAGCUUGCCAACGAAGGAAAACUCAAGCCAAGAGCCUGAUCUCAAUUACAACCAUCAUUUGCUUUCAUUUAAUUAAAUUUCAAAGUUAAUCUUUAUGAGUUGUUUAAAUACUUAAAUCUAAGACUACUUAGAGAGGCUUCAGAGUGUGUGCUUGUUAUUGUUCUUGAACGUUACGUUCUUAGUUUCUAAUCAAAUUUGCAGUGCUACAGCAUGUUAAGAUGAUGCAUA
Malus domestica (apple) is the source of this 1116-nucleotide messenger RNA. RefSeq names its product protodermal factor 1-like. The record is from RefSeq and is a predicted model, not a curated record. Lineage: Eukaryota; Viridiplantae; Streptophyta; Magnoliopsida; Rosales; Rosaceae.